GGGCAGAAAGACUGAUACAAGAAAUCUGGAGGAAAUGGCUAGCAGAGGUAUAACAGAAAUAACUCAAAGUAUAAAGAACAUAAGUAUAAACUAGAGUUAAACUAAGUUAAAUGAAAUGAAUGUGGUAAAAUAGAAAACAUGUUAAGGGCAUGUUGGAAAAUACACAAGGAAAUGCUGAAAACAUCAACAAAAAUGUAAACCAAGAUAUAAAACUUCGGGUUCAGGAUGAAGACACUCAGCAAAUGACAGACCACAUGGCAGACCCAUCCUCCUACUACAACUACCGUCUUCAGCAGAACUCCACAUCUUUCUCUUCAGAUCCUUACUGCUUCCGCCACAGACAGAGCAUUGUCAUUCUCGCAGCAUUUGCCAUCACCUACAUUGUUGUAUUCUUCCCUCUCUGCAUCCUCAUCCUCUAUCAAGGUCUCAAAAAAUGGAUGAAAAACCCCGGCCUUUCAUCGGCAUCAGUGAGCCACUCUGACUGUUUCACUUACCACAGUGUCACUAUGGAGCUGAUUGGUGUAUUUGGGUUCAUCCUCUGCUCUUGUAGUAUUUACAAGAAGAUGGUUGAUAUAGCAGCUAUUGGGAUUUUAGUUUUCUUCUUCAAAUGGUACGGCGAGGUUUUCUUUCACAUUCUGACUUGUUUAGAGCGCUAUCUGGCUGUGGUACAUCCCAUCACCUACCUAAGUCUAAAAAGCAAAAGAGGAACCAGAAUCAGAAAUAUUACCAUCGCUAGCGUCUGGUUGCUUUGCUUAGUUUGGACGUAUUUAUGCAAGAUUACAAAGAUGAUAAUAUGGGACCUGUGUUAUUUGAUCUUUGCUUUAAUAGUUAUCUCCUUCUGCUGUAUUUCUGUCCUUUGUGUUUUGAUUCAACCUGGCCCAGGGGGACAAGGUAAGGACAGGAGGAGGGUUGACGAGUCAAAGCGGAGGGCGUUCAUUACCAUUGUGUCCAUACUGGGAGUACUGGUGUUAAGGGUGGCUUCUAAUGUGAUUUGGGAGUUAGUGAUGAUCUCAACAGGACUCAUUGAAUGUGUAAUGAUGGCCUUUACAUUUUGGUUAAACCUUCCAAGCAGUUUGGUGUUGCCUGCUUUAUUUCUAUACAGAGAGUUUUUCAGUAAGGCUUAGGCACUCAGUAGUCACCUAAUGAUAGAUUAUAAUAGUAUCUUUGACAGGGAAUU
Messenger RNA from Fundulus heteroclitus (mummichog), 1177 nucleotides. RefSeq lists its product as uncharacterized. The transcript has 2 exons. Bases 150 to 1124 code for a protein of 324 amino acids. Lineage: Eukaryota; Metazoa; Chordata; Actinopteri; Cyprinodontiformes; Fundulidae. The record is from RefSeq and is a predicted model, not a curated record.